Molecule: messenger RNA, 2345 nt
Organism: Ceutorhynchus assimilis (cabbage seed weevil)
Lineage: Eukaryota; Metazoa; Arthropoda; Insecta; Coleoptera; Curculionidae
Source: the annotation of a GenBank genome assembly
UUUGAUUUUUCUAAAUGAAAAUUUGAAUAUUUGUUUUGUUGUAGUUUAAAAUUUUCUUAAAAAUAAGUUGUUGUUUGUUUUAAAGUGAUGUCAAGAAGUGACAAAAAAAAAUAAUAACCAAAUUUGAUUGCAAAUUGUCAGUAAAAUAUACAAAGCUAAAAAUCGCCAAAUAUAUUUAAAUAUGGGUGAGUGAUUUGAGUGAUACGUAAAUGGUUAACUAGAGCUUUUUGCAUCAGCCGUAGCAGUACCACCAGCCAGUUGUUGUGGGUACCGCAGCAGGAAUCAGUCAGUCGUGUGUAGAAUGUGGGGUCGCGCGCGGCUAAUCGUCCUGUUGGUGGUGACCGCGCUCUCGACCUACGCUGCCGAUGGCACCGUCGAAGAAGACAACCAGCUGAAGGUCGGCAGGUCAAUCGACAUCUUCACCAGAUUUGGUUAUUUAAGUCUCAGCAUGAAAGUAGUGCCAAGAAACGAUUCGGACUGGAUUUUCCGCGAACCAACUAUCGACAUCUUCAACGACAUCGGCCAAUACUCCAUCCAACCUGAGCGUUCUCCACGGAAACAACGAAGAGUCUUCGAUGGAGACUUCCACAUGGAAUUCUGUGACACUUUGAAGCAACUAGUUCAAGCUUACUUCAGAGAUUUCAAUUUCGAGUCGCUAGACCAACCUUGGAGAGCCUUCACUUCCAGCUGGAGCCCUGAAACUCUGGCCAGAAAUUUAGGGAUUAAUAGUUCGUUUGUGGCCAAAGACCAUUGUUACGUUUUAGUUAGACUAUCCAGGUUUCGUGAAAGUGCAAAGUUGGGAAGGACGCCCAGUGGUGAUAAUGUGGUGGAUCUGGUUCAAGACGAAAUAGCAAAUAUUGAAGUGGGAAAUGUUUCUAGUGUUUUGAUGUUUAUUAAGAAAUUUGGAUCUCAUUAUAUUCAGUCGUAUGUGACUGGGAAUUCGUUAUAUCAGGUAUUUGUCUUCAAUAAAACCCGUUACCACCAAAUAAAAGACAGACUGAAGUACCAAGGGAUAUCCCAUAUAAACGAAUCCGAACUGAACCAGUAUUUCAGCCCGUGGCACGCAGAACAUAUGGGACUGAUUAAAGUGGCCAGUGGUAACAAGACGGUGGAAAAUUGGGCUUCCUCGAAGUUACGACACAACUAUUUUAUUUUUACUUAUCCUACAUUGCUGAAGUCGAAAGGAGACUCGAGGUUACUCACUAGACUGAAUAAUCUACUAAAAAAUGAAGCUAUCCUAGGAAUGGAGAUGAAAUCGUUAAGUGCAGUAAUAGAAGACGCAGCCAAGAAAAAAUGGUUCGAGGAAGUUUUGGACAAUUACUUGAAACUGUGGGAAAGUAAUUUAUAGUCGAUGGUUUUUAGGAGAGUUUAUACCCAAAAACCACAACCAAAGAAGAUUUCUAAGCAAUACCGCUCGAAUUAUUGACAUUUUAAUUAAUAUCUAAUAGAAUAGGAAACGCUUAUCCAGAGUGUUCCUGUUUAAAAUGUGAUAAAAAUGUUGUGAUAUAUUUUAUGCUUAUAUGCUUCCUACAACAUAGGUUAAUGUUUUAUUGUCAGUUUAGUUUACUGCUUAAAACAAAUUUAAUAUUAAAUUGUACAUUAUAUUUAUACAUUAAUAUAGGUAAAAUAUUUAUAAUUUUUAGCUUGAAAAUAAUUGUGAGUUUUUUAGAACUACAGGGGUAUUAGGUAAUAAAAUAUUUAUGAAUAGCUUCAUUUUAGUUUUGUAUCAAUAUAAAAUGUGCCCAUGACUCAAUUGCCUUUUGGACUAGUAGGUACUACUUUCGAGUGGUGGUAGAAUAAAUUAUUAAUACAUAUUAGAGUUCUCAUGUGUGUAAGAAUAAACUAGAAAUUUAAAACAUGCACGUCAUCUACAUAAAACUUGGAAUGUAGUUCAUUAUUCUUGGAAAAGUUUCGUUCUUAGCAUAAGCAUUGAAAUUCUACAUCCUAAACUUGGUAAAUACUCGCAAAUGUGUCCCAGUAUAUGUGAGAAUUUUUGUCAAAUUGCGAACAUUGGGAAUGUAUAGCACGAGUUUUAUAUCUCCAUCUAGUUAUCUAGACAAGAAGUUGUUAUUCAAAAUACAUUUUCAAAAAGUUAGUUGAUAUAAUUUUAAAAAAAAAUAUUGCAAGAGUUACAUAGAAGGAUCCUAAAAAUAAUAAAUUAGAGUACAAAAAAUUAAAGCAGUGACAAAUCAAUAUUAAUAAAAAAAGCGCUUAAUAUAAAAGAAAGCUUCAGUCAAAUUUUCGGGAUAUAGACAUCUGCACUCCAGCUUGAAGAUUUACACCUAAUUUCUUAGAAUUCACUACCAUUAUCACAGGAGUUUCAACUCUUAUAAGUCGAAAUUUAA